AGGCAGCGGCGGUCACAGGAGGAGGCGGGGCCUCAGCAGGGCGGGGGGGCUGCUGCUGGCUGCCUCCUCUCCUGUCUGUCAGACUGAGGGAGGAACUUUUCCUCUUCAUCAUCUGUGGAUUCAUCCUGCUUCACUUUUCAGGAUUCUGUGAGGCGACGGGAGAUUUGAUACGAUAAGAUGUACGCCAUCACCCGGGAGAUCAUGCCGGGCUUCCCGGAGAGCAUCCCGCUCGGGGAGUGCACGCUGUCCCAGUCCAAGGACGAGCUGACGCCCCCCAGCCGCUCGGUCAGCAUGGCGCUGACGCUGUCCCGCAGCGACUCCCUCUGGGCGGCGGAGCCGGCUCCCAGCAGGUGCGAGGUCUUCUGGUUCCCCAUCCACUUCAUGUCCACCGGUGGCAGCUUCCUGGUGUGCGGCGCCAUCAUGAGCGGCCUGUACUUCACCGGCCACUGCAGGAAGGUCACCAACAUCCUGGGGCCGGCGCUGCUGUCCAUCGGGCUGAUGGUCUUCGUGGUGGGGGCGGUGCUUAUCCCUAUCACCAAGAAGAACAGGAAGCGGUCGGUGACGAAGAGGCCUCUGAGUUACCACAAGCCGCCGGCGUUCAACCUGUGACGGGUCUUUGCAGCAUGCAGGAACGGUUUCCCGCCGCCGUCGGCCCAAACGCGCAUGAGGACAUUUGCAAAGGAACAUGGGAGCCCAAGGACCAAUCCGUCCCACUGAGAGCGGACUUCAGGGGAGGCUCUUAAAUAUUA
Molecule: messenger RNA, 749 nt
Organism: Oryzias melastigma (Indian medaka)
Lineage: Eukaryota; Metazoa; Chordata; Actinopteri; Beloniformes; Adrianichthyidae
Product: phosphoinositide-interacting protein
Exons: 2
Coding region: 178-609 (143 amino acids)
Biological process (GO): phosphatidylinositol-mediated signaling; positive regulation of cation channel activity
Molecular function (GO): phosphatidylinositol bisphosphate binding; transmembrane transporter binding
Source: RefSeq, a predicted model, not a curated record